UUUGCCCUCACGCCGCUUCUGUGCGUCUACUUUAAGGACGCUGGUGUGUGUUGGAGCGGCGCCGCUGGCUGGGGCUUCGAACGGUGCGAUGAUAAUAGACGCAUAUGCGGUAGACAACACACCUUUCACUCAGCGAAACACCCACGAAACAGCUUCCGGACGCUCCUCGGCGCACCUUUAACCACUUGGAGCGAAGUGCCAGCAGUACCAUGUCCAGGCCAAUAGGGGCCGGCAUCAACGAUGUCACCCGCUUCCUCACGUCGGGGGUGGGGCCCACCUCCCCCGGCACCAACGCUCCCAUGUUCUCCGCCUCCAGCCAGGCGGACUGGGCGGCCAAGCGGCUGGUGUGGGUGCCCUCGGAGAAGCACGGCUUUGAGUCGGCCAGCAUCAAGGAGGAGCGCGGGGACGAGGUGGAGGUGGAGCUGACGGAGACACAGAAGCUGCUGCACCUCUCCAGGGAGGAGAUCCAGCGCAUGAACCCACCACGCUUCAGCAAGGUGGAGGACAUGGCCGACCUCACCUGCCUCAACGAGGCGUCCGUGCUGCACAACCUGCGGGAGAGAUACUACUCCGGCUUGAUCUACACCUACUCCGGCCUCUUCUGCGUGGUGGUGAACCCUUACAAGAACCUGCCCAUCUACACCGAGUCCAUCGUGGAGAUGUACCGAGGGAAAAAGCGCCACGAGAUGCCGCCGCACAUUUACGCCAUAUCGGAGGCGGCGUACCGCAGCAUGCUUCAAGACCGAGAGGAUCAAUCCAUCCUCUGCACGGGCGAGUCUGGUGCGGGGAAAACAGAAAACACCAAGAAAGUCAUUCAGUAUUUGGCUCAUGUGGCCUCCUCUCACAAGAGUGGACCUCUGGGGAGGACUAAAGAACCUUUGCCGAUGGAUGCUAGUCACUCCCUGGUUCAGAUGGAUGCUAGUCACUCCCUGGUUGCUAGUCACUCCCUGGUUGCUAGUCACUCCCUGACCAGAGGCAGCACUCUGGCCUACAGGGGAGAGCUGGAGAGACAGCUCCUGCAAGCCAACCCCAUACUGGAGGCGUUCGGCAACGCUAAAACGGUGAAGAAUGACAACUCCUCCAGAUUUGGUAAAUUCAUCCGCAUCAACUUUGACGUGGCGGGGUACAUCGUGGGCGCCAACAUCGAGACCUACCUCCUGGAGAAGUCCCGGGCCACCCGUCAGGCCAAGGAGGAGCGGACCUUCCACAUCUUCUACCAGAUGUUGCACGGCUCCUCUGAGGAGACUAAAAAGGACCUGCUGUUAGGCACCGCAGACCAGUACCGCUUUCUCAGCGGGGGUUCCAUCAAUGUCCCCGGUCAGAGUGACUCUGAGAACUUCACCCAGACCAUGGACUCCAUGGGCAUCAUGGGCUUCAACCCGGAAGAGUUGAUGUCCAUGCUGAAGGUCAUCUCCGCCGUGCUGCAGUUUGGGAACAUCUCCUUCUCCAAGGAGAAGAACCACGACCAGGCGUCCAUGCCCGAUAACACGGCGGCCCAGAAGCUCUGCCAUCUGCUGGGCAUCAACGUGCUGGAGUUCACCCGGGCCAUCCUCACCCCCAGGAUCAAAGUGGGUCGGGAGUAUGUGCAGAAGGCCCAGACCAAGGAACAGGCGGACUUUGCCGUGCAGGCCUUGGCCAAGGCCACCUACGAGCGGCUGUUCAGGUGGUUGGUGUACCGCAUCAACCGAGCUCUGGACCGCAGACAACGGCAGGGAGCCUCCUUCAUCGGCAUCCUCGACAUCGCCGGCUUCGAGAUCUUUCAGCUGAACUCCUUCGAGCAGCUGUGCAUCAACUACACCAACGAGAAGCUGCAGCAGCUCUUCAACCACACCAUGUUCAUCUUGGAGCAGGAGGAGUACCAGCGCGAGGGCAUCGAGUGGAACUUCAUCGACUUUGGCCUGGACCUGCAGCCCUGCAUAGACCUCAUUGAAAAACCAACCCACCCGCCCGGGGUCCUGGCCCUGCUGGAUGAGGAGUGCUGGUUCCCCCGAGCCACCGACCGCUCCUUCGUGGACAAGGUGAGCGGCGAGCAGGGCGGCCAUCCCAAGUUCUUCAAGUCCAAGCAACCUCGCGGGGAAGCAGACUUCUCCAUCAUCCACUACGCCGGCAAGGUGGACUACAAGGCCAAUGACUGGCUGGUGAAGAACAUGGACCCUCUGAAUGACAACGUUGCUUCUCUCCUCCAUCAAUCAUCCGACCAUUUUGUUUCUGAGCUGUGGAAAGAAGAUAUACAAACUCUCCCUCGUGUUUACUUCUUUGACUCCUAUAGCACACUGCAGGAGAAUGGCUCGGACAUGGACCGCAUCAUCGGCAUGGAGCAGAUGGGUGCGGGGGAGAGCAGUGGUCCGGUCACCUUCGGAGCAGGGGGGCUGAAGACCAAGAAGGGAAUGUUCCGGACCGUGGGCCAGCUCUAUAAGGAGUCCCUGGCCAAGCUCAUGGCCACGCUGAGGAACACCAAUCCUAACUUCCUGCGCUGCAUCAUCCCCAACCACGAGAAGAGGGCCGGCAAGCUGGCACCUCACCUGGUUCUGGACCAGCUCAGGUGCAACGGGGUCCUGGAAGGGAUCCGCAUCUGUCGACAAGGCUUCCCCAACCGCAUCCCCUUCCAGGAGUUCCGACAGAGAUACGAGAUUUUGACUCCCAACGCCAUUCCUCGCACCUUCAUGGACGGCAAACAGGCUUCGGAGCUCAUGAUCAAAGCCUUGGAGCUGGAUCCCAACCUGUUCCGCGUGGGCCAGAGCAAGGUGUUCUUCAGGGCUGGCGUCCUGGCUCACCUGGAGGAGGAGCGAGACCUGAAGAUCACCGACACCAUCAUACGCUUCCAGAGUGCAGCCAGAGGAUACCUGGCACGCAAGGCCUUCACGAAGAAGCAGCAGCAGCUGGGAGCUCUGAGGGUGAUGCAGAGGAACUGUGCUGCAUACCUCAAACUCAGGAACUGGCAGUGGUGGAGACUCUUCACUAAGGUGAAGCCACUCCUGCAGGUGACUCGUCAGGAUGAGGAGAUCCAGGUGAGAGAGUCUGAGCUGCUGAAGGCCAAGGACAAACUGACCCGGGUGGAGCAGGACUUUGUGGACCUGGACAAGAAACACAUCCAGCUGAUGGAGGAGAAGGCGGUGCUGGCCGACCAGCUGCAGGCGGAGGCGGAGCUGUUUGCCGAGGCGGAGGAGAUGAGGUCCAGGCUGGCCAGCCGCAAACAGGAGCUGGAGGACGUGCUGACGGAGAUGGAGAGUCGGCUGGAGGAGGAGGAGGAGCGAGGAACGCAGCUGACUAACGAGAAGAAGAAGAUGCAGCAGAACAUUCUGGACCUGGAGGAGCAGCUAGAAGAGGAGGAGAGUGCCAGGCAGCGCCUCCUGCUGGAGAAAGUCUCCCUGGAGACCAAAGUGAAGAGUGUGGAGAACGACCUCCUGACCACGGUGGAGCAGAGGGAUCGCCUCGGCAAGGAGAAGAAGCAGCUGGAGGAGCGUCUGAGCGAGGUGACGGACCACCUGACCGAGGAGGAGGAGAAGAGCAAGAGUCUGAACAAGCUGAAGAACAAACAGGAGGCCGUCAUCGCCGACCUGGAAGACCGGCUGAAGCGCGAGGAGCAGGGCCGCCUGGAGCAGGACAAGUGGAAGCGGAAGAUGGAGGCGGAGGCGAUGGAGGCGCAGGAGCAGCUGUCGGACCUGGGCAUGAUGUCGGGCGAGCUGAAGGGCAGCCUGAGCCACAAGGACAAGGAGAUCAGCACCCUGCAGGGCCGGUUGGAGGAGGAGGGCACGUGCCGGGCGGAGUCCCAGCGGGCGCUGCGGGAGGCCAUGUCCCAGGUGUCGGAGCUGAAGGAGGAGGUGGAGAACGAGCGCGGCAUGAGGGAGCGGGCGGAGAAACUGCGGCGGGACCUGGGGGAGGAGCUGGAGGCGCUGAGGACGGAGCUGGAGGACACGCUGGACACCACGGCGGCCCAGCAGGAGCUCAGGUCACGUCGGGAGGCGGAGUUGGGCGAACUCCAGCGUUGCAUCGAAGACGAGACGCGCCGCCACGAGUCGCAGCUGUCGGAGCUGCGGGUCAAACACAGCUCGGCCGUGGACAACCUGCAGGAAGAGCUGGACAACAGCAAGAGGGCGCGUCAGUCCCUGGAGAAGGCGAAGGCGGCGCUGGAGGAGGAGCGUCAGAGUCUGACGGCGGAGCUGAAGAGCCUCCAGGCCAGCCGCACGGAGAGCGAGCGCGGCCGCAAGAGGGCGGAGGGUCAGCUGCAGGAGGUGACGGCCCGCCUGGGUCAGGCCGAUCGCGAGAAGGAGGAGCGAGAGGAGCGAGUCCACAAGCUGCAGAGUGAAUGUGAGAAUCUCUCCAGCAACCUGUCCUCCUUUGACAGCAAGUCCCUCCGUCUGUCCAAAGAAGUCAGCAACCUGGAGAGCCAGCUGCACGACACGCAGGAACUACUGCAGGAGGAGAACCGUCAGAAGGUGUCUCUGGCAUCAAGGGUGCGAGCGCUUGAGGAGGAGAGGAACCUGGUGGCGGAGAGACUGGAGGAGGAGGAAGAGAAAGGCAGAGAGUGGACUCGUCAGAUCCAGACUCUCAGUCAGCAGCUGAGCGAGACGCGCAAGCAGUCGGAGGAGACCAACACGGCGAUGGAGUCGGGCGAGGAGGCCCGCAGGAAGCUGCAGCGAGAGCUGGACGGCGCCGUCCAGCGGGAGCGCCAGCGGGAGGAGGAGAAGGAGCGCGUGGAGAGGCAGCGGGAGCGUCUCAGGGAGGAGAUCGAGGACAUGACUCUGGCCUUGCAGCGGGAGAGGCAGAACUGCAUGGCUCUGGAGAAGAGGCAGAAGAAGUUCGACCAGUGUCUGGCCGAGGAGAAGGCGGUGAGCACUCGCGUGGCCGAGGAGAAGGACCGAGCCGAAGCGGACAGCCGAGAGAAGGAGACGCGAUGUCUGUCCCUGACCCGGGCGCUGCAGGAGGCCCAGGACCAGAGGGAGGAGCUGGAGAGGUCCAACAAGCAGCUCCGCACGGAAAUGGAACAGUUGGUCAACCAGCAGGACGACGUGGGCAAGAGCGUCCACGAGCUAGAGCGCACCCGUCGCUCGCUGGAGACGGAGGCGGAGAGCCUCCGCGCUCAGACGCAGGACCUGGAGGAGGAGUUGACGGAGGCGGAGAACUCCAGGCUGAGGCUGGAGGUCACCCUGCAGGCCCUGAAAGCUCAGUUUGAGCGGGAGCUCGGCAGCAGCGAGGAGAAGGGCGAAGAGAAGCGGAGGGCCCUCAGCAAGCAGGUGAGGGAGCUGGAGAUCCAGCUUGAGGAGGAGCGCAGUCAGCGCUCCCAGGCGGUCAUGUCCAAGAAGCAGCUGGAAGCCGAGCUGCAGGACUCCGAGGCGCAGAUGGAAACGUCCAGCCGCAGCAAGGAGGAGGCUGUCAAGCAUCUCCGGAAGCUGCAGGGUCAGCUGAAGGAGCUGCUUCGAGAGCUGGAUGAGACCAAGAUGACUCGGGACGAGGUGAUCGCACAGUCCAAAGACAACGACAAGAAGAUCCAAACCCUGGAGGCCGAAGUCCGGCAGCUCACUGAGGAGCUGUCUGUGUUCGACCGCCAGAGGAGACAGGCUCAGAAGGAGAUGGCGGAAAUGGCCGAGCAGAUUUUCAACAACAGUUCUGGAAAGGCGCAUUCUGACGAGAAGCGUCGGCUGGAGGCCAGAGUCAGCCAGCUGGAGGACGAGCUGGAGGAGGAGCAGACCAACUCUGAGAUCCUGAGAGAGCGGCACAGGAAGAUGACGUCGCAGGUGGAAACGAUGAACGUGCAGCUGCAGGGCGAGAGGACGCUGGCCCAGAAGGCGGAGGCGGCGCGGGAGCAGCUGGAGAGGCAGAACAAGGACAUGAAGACCCGGCUGGAGGAGCUUGAAGGCACCGUGAGGGGCAAACACCGACUCAGUGUCGCCGCCCUGGAGGCCAAGAUAGAAUCCAUGGACGAGCAGCUGGAGCAGGAAAGACAGGAGCGUGCCAUCGCCAACAAGCUGGUGAGGAAGACGGAGAAGAAGCUGAAGGAGGUGCUGAUGCAGGCGGAGGACGAGAGGAGACACGCAGACCAGUACAAAGACCAGCUGGACAAGUCCAUGGUGCGCCUGAGGCAGCUGAAGCGGCAGCUGGAGGAGGUGGAGGAGGAGAACUCGCGCUCCAACGCUCAGAAGAGGAAGCUGCAGAGAGAACUGGAGGAGCUGACGGAGAACAGCCAGAGCAGGAUGCGCGAGAUCAGCAGCCUGCGGAACCAGCUCAGCGUCCCUGAAUGGAGGCCAGAGCAACGAGCAGUGUUGCCCGUGACGAUGCGAGGGCGGCGGGCGCUGCUGGACGAUUACUCCCUGGACAACUCUGACUCUGAGGAGCCCCCCGCCUCCCCCACGCCCCCCCCAGGGAUGCCCAGGACCCCGCCUCCACCCGCAGACCUCAGCUUGGAAACCACAGCGGCUUACAGCGUCAACAACACACACCAAUGAUGCGCACACACACGUUUGUAUGAGGGGGCCAAUGAUGUACACACACACACACACACACACAUGUUUAUACUGUAUGAGGGGGCCAAUGAUGUACACACACACACACACUCAUGUUUAUGUGGGGGGGGGGGGGGCACUUUGAUAACAUUUUGUACAUGAACAAUAUGAAUUUAUGCUAAGCUAACAAGCAGUGUUUCCCACAGAACUGCAAUCUAUUUGUGGCGGCGUCUCAUUUGCAUAAAUUGCCUUUGUUAAAGAGCGCGCUUUCAGGCUCCGCCCCCAAAAGUCCGUCAGGUGCAGAAAAAAAGUUGCUUUUUUUUUUCCCCCCAAAAAGAGAAGCUUUUAUGCUAGCAUUUUUGGCUAAUUUGAGACACUUCAACCCAAAGUUCAUGGUUUCCUUUGGCAGUGUGCUAGCGGUUUCUCUGUUAGCAUGCUAAUCUAACAUUCGCAUGCUAGCGUUUCAUGCUAGCGAUGUUUGUAUCACAGCACAAGAUACUGCAGUACAGUAACAGAUACUACACUACAGUACCUAGAUAUUGCACUACAGUACCAAUAUAUUGCAGUACAGUAACAGAUACUACACUACAGUACCUAGAUAUUGCACUACAGUACCAAGAUAUUGCACUGCAGUACCAAUAUAUUGCAGUACAGUAACAGAUACUACACUACACUACCUAGAUAUUGCACUACAGUACCAAGAUAUUGCAGUACAGUACCAAUAUAUUGCAGUACAGUAACAGAUACUACACUACAGUACCAAGAUAUUGCACUACAGUACCAAGAUAUUGCAGUACAGUACCAAGAUAUUGCACUACAGUACCAAUAUAUUGCAGUACAGUAACAGAUACUACACUACAGUACCUAGAUAUUGCAUUACAGUACCAAGAUAUUGCACUACAGUACCAAGAUAUUGCAGUACAGUACCAAGAUAUUGCACUACAGUACCAAUAUAUUGCAGUACAGUAACAGAUACUACACUACAGUACCUAGAUAUUGCACUACAGUACCAAGAUAUUGCAGUACAGUACCAAGAUAUUGCACUACAGUACCAAUAUAUUGCAGUACAGUAACAGAUACUACACUACAGUACCUAGAUAUUGCAUUACAGUACCAAGAUAUUGCACUACAGUACCAAGAUAUUGCAGUACAGUACCAAGAUAUUGCACUACAGUACCAAUAUAUUGCAGUACAGUACCAAGAUAUUGCACUACAGUACCAAUAUAUUGCAGUACAGUAACAUAUACUACACUACAGCACCUAGAUAUUGCACUACAGUACCAAGAUAUUGCAGUACAGUACCAUCAUAUUGCAGUACAGUAACAGAUACUACACUACAGUACCUGGAUAUUGCAGUACUGUAACAGAUAGUACCCUACAGUAACAGAUACUCCACUGCAGUACCAAUAUAUUGCACUACAGUACGAAGAUAUUGCAGUACAGUAACAUACUACACUACAGUACUAAUAUAUUGCACUACAGUACGAAGAUAUUGCAGUACAGUAACAUACUACACUACAGAACCAAUAUAUUGCACUACAGUACCAAGAUAUUGUAGUACAGUAACAGAUACUACAGUACCUAGAUAUUGCACUACAGUAACAUACUGCACUGCAGUACCAAGAUAUUGCAGUACAGUACCAAUAUAUUGCACUACAGUACCAAGAUAUUGCAGUACAGUAACAUACUACACUACAGAACCAAUAUAUUGCACUACAGUACCAAGAUAUUGUAGUACAGUAACAGAUACUACAGUACCUAGAUAUUGCACUACAGUAACAUACUGCACUGCAGUACCACGAUAUUGCAGUACAGUACCAAUAUAUUGCACUACAGUACCAAGAUAUUGCAGUACAGUAACAGAUACUAAAAUUUAUUGAGCAGUGGUUUCUUUGUUAGCAUGCUAAUCCAACAUUUGCAUGCUAGCGUUUCAUGCUAGCAAUUUUUUGUACUCAAUCAUGUUGACAUGCUAACAUUAACAUGCUAACAUUUUAUGUUAGCAAAGGAGCAUAUUUUAUUUUGCACAGUUUUUGGUUUUUGUUGUGCGUCCAUGAUUAUCUUAAAUGCUAGUAUAAAAUUUUCGCAUGUUAUAUUAUUAUUAGCAUGCUAGUGUUUUAUGCCAGCCAUUUGAGUACUUUUGAAGGCAGUCAUGAUUGUGCUACACGACGCCAUCUUCAAAGUAUGCAAGCUGAUGUCAUGCUAACAUUAAUUUGCUAACGUUCUAUGUUAGCAAUUCCGCUCAUUUUAUCCGUGCGAUUUUUGUUUUACUCGGUGCCAUCUUAAAAGUAUGCUGGCUGUUAGCAUGCUAAUCGUGUAUGCUAGCAUUUCAACAUUACGAUGCUAACAUUUUCUGCUAGUAAUUUAGCAUUUUGCUCACUUUAAUUUUUACGUGAAUAAUUAUCGAUUUAACGAUUCAUGCUAGCAUUUUAGCUAACUUUGUACUUUUAACCUAAUCACAGACUUGGUUACGUAGUGCCAGCUUACAAAUGCGUUAGCUCUUCUCGUGUUGACAUGCUAACAUUCAGAUGCCAGCAAAACAGUUUUUAUUUUAUACAUGAUUUGCUUAAAUGCUAGUAUAAAAUGUUAGCAUGCUAACAUUUGCGUAUUAACAUUAGCAUGUCUAGCUUAUUAGCUAAUUUUGUACAUUUUAGCCUAAUAAUCAUGGAUUUCUUUGAAAGUAUGCUAGCUGUUGACAUGCUAACAUUAACAUCUUAGCAUUUUAUGCUAGCAAUCUUGCAGUUUUUUUAUGUUAUACGUACAUAAUUCUUACAUUUGCAUAUUAACAUUAGCACACCAUUGACUUAUCUUAGCAUUUAGCUAAUGUACUUUUUAACCUUAUAAUCAUGGAUUUGUUUUGAUGCCGUCUUUAAAAAGUAUGCUAGCUGUUGACAUGCUAACAUUAUCAUGUUAUCAUUGUAUGCUAGCAAUUUUUUAAAUUUAAUACGCACAUAAUUAUCUUAAACGAUAGUUUAAAAUGUUGGCUAACAGAAUGUUUUUUUUAAUAUGCACAUAAUUAUCUUAAACGCUAGUAUAAAAUGUUAGCAUGCUAAGAUUGGAACACUUGGCGCCGUGUCACCAAAUGAAGUCGAACCAGGUGUGUUCAGAAGCAGCGUUACCUUGUGAGGACACACAGUCCCAUCAUGAUGUGUCAAUGGCCGCCACAAAGAAGUGAAAGUGUGGGAAACGCUGCAAUAAAAGUAAAGGAAAGAAGCAGCACCCCCCCCCUCCCCGCCCCCAUGAACGCCGCCUUGACGCCAACCUGAAAGAAAAGAAUUGCUUGGAAAAAAAAGGAGAAUUCUUGCUGUUUGAUGACUACUUGUGACAAAAGUGUGUUUACAUAAAAAAACAAACAAAAAAAAACACUGAAAUAAAAAUCUGCACUUUUUUUUCUGAGGCACACAAGGAACCUUCUGGAAAAGCAAUAUUUAUUAUGGAAAUAAAUCCCUCAAUAUUCAGUCUUAAUUUGAUUGUG
Entelurus aequoreus (snake pipefish) is the source of this 9912-nucleotide messenger RNA. RefSeq names its product myosin, heavy chain 14, non-muscle (gene myh14). Gene Ontology annotation, biological process: DNA integration. Gene Ontology annotation, molecular function: actin filament binding; cytoskeletal motor activity; ATP binding. The transcript is spliced from 45 exons. Lineage: Eukaryota; Metazoa; Chordata; Actinopteri; Syngnathiformes; Syngnathidae. The coding region runs from base 210 to 6443 and encodes 2077 amino acids. The record is from RefSeq and is a predicted model, not a curated record. Gene Ontology annotation, cellular component: myosin complex.